GCCGGAGAUGUCGCGCGUGUCCGCUCACGCGUCAACACGCGACGCGACUGGAUCUCUCGAUGUCGAGCUCGUCGACAACAUCAUCCAUCACCAUCCUAAUCUUCUUGCCAUCCUCUUGCCUACACUCCUACUCCAUCUUGUCGCCAUCGCCAUCCGCGCUGCUCAAGUCCAGAUUGGAAGUCCCGUGCUUGUCAUCAGUCCUCAUCCUCAUCCGGCCCGCCGAAGGCUUUGGACGCGUCAACAAUAGGCGCCGACCUUCCAUCACCUCCACCUUCUUUCCUACACUCCGCCGUCUCGUGAAGUCGCAACGCCGCUCACUAUGGGACGCGAGAUCAUCUCUAUCCAAGCUGGUCAAGCUGGAAACCAGAUUGGAUCAGAAUUUUGGCAGAAGCUAUGCGCGGAACAUGGGAUCUCACCAACGGGCAUGCUCGAGGACACUGCCGAGACCCAGGGCGAUCGUAAGGAUGUCUUCUUCUACCAGGCCGAUGAUGAGCAUUACAUCCCUCGCGCAAUCAUGAUCGACCUCGAACCUCGAGUAAUCAACAACAUUCUGACAUCGCCGUUCAAGGGGCUGUAUAACCCUGAGAACAUCUAUGUCUCGAAGACUGGCGGCGGCGCAGGGAACAAUUGGGCGCAGGGGUAUGCUGCGGGCGAGCGCGUGUACGACGACGUGAUCGAGAUGAUCGACCGAGAAGCGGACGGAAGUGACAGUUUGGAAGGCUUCAUGCUACUUCACUCUAUCGCUGGCGGAACAGGAUCAGGGCUUGGCUCUUUUCUUUUGGAGCGCUUGAACGACCGGUUCCCGAAGAAGCUCAUUCAGACAUACUCGGUAUUCCCAGAGGCGUCUGACGUCGUGGUGCAGCCGUACAACUCGCUUCUAGCCACCAAGCGGCUGGUCAACAAUGCCGACUCUGUCGUCGUGCUCGACAACGGCGCGCUGACGCGCAUCGCCGCUGAUCGCCUGCAUGUGCAGGAUCCCAGCUUUGUUCAGACGAAUCAGCUCGUCUCCACCGUCAUGGCGGCCAGCACCACCACCCUCCGUUACCCCUCGUAUAUGAACAAUGACCUCGUCGGUAUCAUUGCGAGCCUGAUCCCCACUCCGCGGUGCCACUUCCUCAUGACGAGCUACACCCCGUUCACAGGAGACGAGAUUGACAAGGCCAAGUCGAUCCGGAAAACGACCACGCUCGACGUUAUGCGCCGCUUGCUACAGCCCAAGAAUCGGCUCGUCUCGACCACUUCUACGCGCACCUCGUGCUACGUGUCGUGUUUGAAUAUCAUUUCGGGUGACGUCGACCCAACAGAUGUCCACAAGUCGCUUUUGCGCAUCAGGGAGCGACAGCUCGCCAAUUUCAUCCCUUGGGGCCCAGCCAGCAUUCAAGUGGCCCUCACGAAGCGCAAAACGUCGCAGAACCGCGUAUCGGGUAUCAUGAUGGCCAACCAUACUAGCAUGGCGUCUCUUUUCAAGCGCAUGCUUGACCAGUAUGACCGGCUGCGCAAGCGCAAUGCCUUCCUUGAACAAUACAAGAAAGAGGAGAUGUUUGCCAACUCUCUGGAAGAGUUUGAUGAUUCUCGACGAGUGGUUGCGGAAAUGGCUGAGGAGUACAAGGCGAUGGAGAGCGAGUCGUAUAUCAACUUCGGAUGAUGCGUCUUUGGUAUCAAUUAUCACCCACAUGUAUAGUAGCUAG
Messenger RNA from Cutaneotrichosporon oleaginosum, 1688 nucleotides. The record is from RefSeq and is a predicted model, not a curated record. NCBI's taxonomy places the organism in Eukaryota, Fungi, Basidiomycota, Tremellomycetes, Trichosporonales, Trichosporonaceae.